Rubroshorea leprosula is the source of this 767-nucleotide messenger RNA. NCBI's taxonomy places the organism in Eukaryota, Viridiplantae, Streptophyta, Magnoliopsida, Malvales, Dipterocarpaceae. The record is from the annotation of a GenBank genome assembly.
AAGGGCUCAUUGGUUUUCAUCAUAUUGAAGUCACCAAAACAAAAUCGUUGAAAUUCCCCCUGACUCAAUCGCCGAUCGAGCUUCAUCAUUCUCUCUCUGCCCUCCUUAAUCAGAAAAUCAAGUCGAAGAUGGUUUGUAUAUUUUGUUUGUUACCGCUCUUUCUCGUCCCGAUCGUCAACAUAUUGCCUCUUCUCUUCCAUUACAUCAUGGGAAAAAUCUAUGGAGUUUUUGGAUGGGAGUACAGGAAACCGGUUAGGGUUCCUCCGGCGUGUCCUUAUAGACCCAGAAAGGAUGUUACCGUCACUAGUAAGGAGGGUCUGGAAUCUGAACCUGGUGCACAAGAGUCUGUCUCAAAGCCAACAGGAGACGUAAAUGCCAAGCAGGAGUGAUACUGAAAUUUGAUUAUCUUCUAACCAUAAAAAUGAAACCAUGCUUCUCUAAGUAAACUUCUUCAUUUGUCGGUUUUGGGAAUAAGAUUCAUAUGAUGUUAAGUUUAUAUUAUCUAUAUUUUACUAAAAAAAUACAGUUUUAGAAGCCAUUGGCAUGAAGUCUGUUGUGUUUGUGAACCUACUUUGCCUCUAAGAACUGUCAAAACGAGCAGGGAUAAAGUUCUGCUAUGUAGGCGCAUCUUCUGCUGAUGUUGGGCUGUGUAUCUCAGCACAAUUGUGAAGCAGUUAAUCAGUUUAUCUUUGGGCCUAAAAAAUAGCUUUUGAUGAUCCAUCCCAAAAUUCCUCUUGGAUAUGGUAUCCAUAGAUAUUUUUUUUUUA